Molecule: messenger RNA, 3064 nt
Organism: Populus trichocarpa (black cottonwood)
Lineage: Eukaryota; Viridiplantae; Streptophyta; Magnoliopsida; Malpighiales; Salicaceae
Exons: 4
Coding region: 285-1172 (295 amino acids)
Biological process (GO): fatty acid metabolic process
Molecular function (GO): NAD+ binding; oxidoreductase activity, acting on the CH-OH group of donors, NAD or NADP as acceptor
Source: RefSeq, a predicted model, not a curated record
GAAAAAGAAGAAGAAGCUAGGUUCCGCAAUUCAGCGCCGUCAUUAAUAGAUAGAUCUUUCAUUUUUGUAAACAGAUAUGUCUGAUGCAUAAAAAGAAGAAGAAAAUCAUCCUAAGCCACCCGAUUAGCUUGGUUUAGCACCGGUUGAGAUACGAGGAAGAAGACACCUCUCGAACUUGUCUCUAUGCCAACUUUUUAGAGAACAGAUUUGGAGACCCUACUUUAUCAACGGUAUCAAGAGCGGAGCGACCAAAACCAUUGAUCAUUGAGGAGAGUGAAACAAACAUGACGGAGAUCAAGGCUGUAGGCGUGGUGGGCAGUGGCCAAAUGGGCUCUGGUAUAGCCCAACUCGCCGCCGUACACGGGCUCGAUGUGUGGCUGCUUGACACGGAUCCCGCUGCUCUCUCUAGAGCCACAAAGUCUAUCACCUCUAACAUCCACCGUCUCAUCUCCAAAGGCCAACUCUCCCAGGCUGCAGGUAACGAUGCAUUGGGCCAUUUACGGUGUAGCUCAAAUUUAGAAGAGCUGCGUAUGGCAGAUAUUGUCAUUGAAGCUAUCGUGGAAUCCGAAGAUGCGAAGAAAACAUUAUUCCUUGAACUAGAUAGGAUAGCAAAAAGUUCUGCCAUUUUGGCAUCCAAUACAAGUUCCAUCUCCAUUACCCGCCUAGCAUCUGCGACUAGCAGGCCACGCCAGGUGAUUGGCAUGCAUUUCAUGAAUCCUCCUCCUAUAAUGAAACUGGUUGAGAUUGUACGCGGUGCAGACACAUCAGACAAUACAUUUUAUGCAACCAAGGCAUUGGCAGAGAGGUUUGGCAAGACAGUGAUAUGCUCUCAAGAUUUUUCAGGUUUCGUUGUAAACCGGAUCUUAAUGCCAAUGAUAAAUGAAGCAUUUUAUGCUCUCUAUACAGGAGUGGCAACAAAGGAGGAUAUUGAUACAGGAAUGAAGUUAGGAACGAACCACCCAAUGGGUCCUUUACAACUUGCAGAUUUCAUUGGACUGGAUGUAUGCCUGUCGAUAAUGAAAGUUCUUCAGACUGGCUUAGGGGACAAUAAAUAUGCUCCAUGUCCGCUUCUUGUGCAGUUUGUUGAUGCAGGUCGUCUUGGACGAAAACGUGGUAUUGGUGUCUAUGACUAUCGUGCAGCUGAGCAAGUAAAACGCUCUGCUCGACUUUGAACUCACUGAAAAUUGUGAAUUAUGAGGCUCGCACUGUAAUGCCUUUGUAAUUAAGUUUGGGUUUGGUACUGUGGUUUAUAAUGUUUUUUAAAUGUGAUUCUUUUUAUGCUUGAAAAUAUAUAUGAAAAUAUUGUUUUUAUAUUUUUUUUUGUUUUUAACAUCAAAAUAUAUAUGAAUUAUGUUUUUUCAAAAGAUAUAUUUUUGAUACGCAUCAAACAAACAGAAGGGACUGUACUCACUGUUUAACAAAUCAUUGUUUAACAAAUCAUUGUUUCUUUUGUAAAUAAAAAGUAGCUUUCACAAAAAGGGGGUGAGAUACCCCAAAAAGAGGAAUAUUGUGCUUAAAGUAAUAAAGCAGAGGAUAAAAGUCUGAGAUUAAUAAUGUUAUCCCAAAAUUCGAAUGAUUAGAAUGUGAUGUACCAUGUCUUGAUUAUUUUUACUUGCAAUUACCCUGCUUUGUAUACAGUUCCUUGUGAUGAAUUACUGAAGUAGCAUUACAGAGUUCUAAUAAUGUUGCCAGUAAAACCACUAAUGUUCAUCAAGUUGAUCCAUGGUUAUUGUUUAUCCUUACUAAAGUUUUUUGUAAAAUAGGUAACUCGAAUUCUCACGAAAAUUGCUUGCUUGCCAUCCGUGUCACUUCAAGCAAUUUAAUGAAGGUUUGUUCAGUGGUUAAUCUUGGAACUUUGAUGUUGUGCUUCAAUUUGUGAAUGAGCAAUGCGAUCUCAGCAUGCAUGGAGGUCUUUAGAUUUCAAGAAUUUUUGUGUUUGCAGUAGUAAUCUGAUCCGAGACAGCAACUUGCGAGGGUCUGAUCUUUGAAGCUGGUGGCACAUGCAGACAUGAAAAACGCAUAAUGGAUUGAAAGUCACAUGCCUUUUCCAACUUCUUUUCCUUUCAGUGGUAGAGCAUUUGCAUGUGGCUAAACCCAAAAACAGACAGAAGAAGAACUGCUUUCCAGUUCAUAAUAGCCAUUAUCCUUCGGUUGAUUAAGUUUCUAAAUUGUCCAUCAAGCAAAAUCAAGUAAAAAAACUGGGAACAUGGCCAAAAUCUUGGUGUAUUACAUUUAUGCUGCUCUAGAAAAAACAAGAAAGAAGAUUGAAACUUUAACCACAAAUGUAAAAUAUAUGUGGACAUAAUGGUUGCCAGCUUGGAGUUUUUAAUGAGAGACAACGAAAUCAGAAGGAUCCCCUGAAUUUCAAUAUUAGUGGGCUAGAGAUGACCCACAAAGAAGAGACUGUUACUGUAUUAAGUUCAUCCUCGCUCAUGGGCAGCCCCCACCACUCAAGAGUCCAAGGCGCCAUUAUUUGUUACGUAACUUCUGUAUUGAAAGUGAUUGAUUUGGAAUCCCAUGGAAAAUAAAAAGAAAAAGAAAAGGAGUAAGAAUGAAUGACAUUAUUUAGAUAAGAAAGAAGAUAGAAAAUCACAGCAAAGGCUAAGACGUUUUUUACAGAGGUUUGGGAGAAGUUUGGAGAGAGGAGAAGGCAUAAGCUAGCAAUGAAGUUCUUGUUCCAGUGCCCUUGCUGCUCAUGUUUCUGCUUCAUGAAGCCUAAGCAGGGGAAACCGAAGGUGAAGGAAGUUGCCAAGGUAGCCAAGGUAGAGGAUGCCAAGGUAGCCAAGGUAGUGGAUGCCAAGAAGGUAGAGGAUGCCAAGGAAGAGAAGAAAGAGUAAUUUAUAAACUAAAUGCAACUACAAUGUUGAUGUAAAAUAUUUGAUCUCCUUUUUUAGUGUAUGCAGGGCUCUUCUUCCUGCUUGCUGGUUGUUCUCAAGUAAUUUUCAUGUAGCAUUUUCCCUCUAAUCCAUAUGAAAUGCUACCUUUAAUUUCCAUGCAUGGAAAUAAAUGUUACUGCUACAUUUUAUUUUGCCCAAGUUAAAAACAAUGUAUCAUUUUCUGCUUA